UUGAAGGAUAUAUUGCCUGGGCUAAAGAGCAACAAGAUCCACUUUAUCAAAUAAAAUAUGAACAAAUGUUUGUUUAUCUUCAAGUUAUAGAAAAAUAUUGUGUUGUAUCUAGGUUGGGCAUUUAUGAGCAACAUCAAGGAUUGGAUACAAUUUUGGAAGAAGUGAACAAAAUGCUAAAGACUUUAAUAUCUCCUGUUCCACAGAAUCACCAUUGGAAGAUUGCAGCUCAUAAUUGUAAAAAAUUCUUCAAAGUAACAAACACAAGAACUUCAUAUCAAAGCCUAGGAAAUGAUGAAUUGAAAGCAGAUAUGCAAAACAACAAAGAAAACAUGACCAAGGUAGAAAUUUCAUUAAAAAUAGAAACCCUCCUUGAACAACUAUCUGAAACUGCUUGGAAAAAAUAUUCUGGAUUUAGAUUAAAAAAGCAAGACGAAUUAUUAAGUAUUUUACAGGAAAUAAAGUGUUUAUUUAACUCGGAUAACAAAUUUAAUAAUCAAGAUUCAUUAAAAAAUUCAUAA
Molecule: messenger RNA, 518 nt
Organism: Diversispora eburnea
Lineage: Eukaryota; Fungi; Glomeromycota; Glomeromycetes; Diversisporales; Diversisporaceae
Source: the annotation of a GenBank genome assembly